Messenger RNA from Erythranthe guttata (spotted monkey flower), 1559 nucleotides. Its product is annotated as Polymerase/histidinol phosphatase-like protein. NCBI's taxonomy places the organism in Eukaryota, Viridiplantae, Streptophyta, Magnoliopsida, Lamiales, Phrymaceae. The record is from RefSeq and is a predicted model, not a curated record. Gene Ontology annotation, molecular function: 5'-3' RNA exonuclease activity; 5'-3' DNA exonuclease activity.
UACUUUUUCUUGAAAUCGAAUGAUGACUGAUAACAGCAAGAAGAAGAAGAAGAAGAAGAGAGGUGGGUCCAAGAGGAAAAUGACCCUCGAGCAGACGGUGGCCUACAAAGCGGUCAGCGACUGGGUUUUCUUGGACCAGUCGAACAGCGGCGCCGGCGCCGGCGGCGGUGGUGGUAGUAAUAAUAAUAAUUCGGGCAUAUUUGUGGAUGCUUUUCUAGAUGAUUUUGGGGUGCAAUGGUAUCAGCCGAAGGAGAAACUGGUGUUUGAAUUCCACUCACACACAACAUGCAGCGAUGGCUUUUUGUCCCCCACUAAGCUUGUUGAGAGAGCUCAUCAUAAAGGGGUAAAAGUUCUGGCUUUGACGGAUCACGAUACGAUGUCCGGCAUCCCUGAAGCCAUGGAUGCAGCUCGCAGAUUCGGCAUCAAAAUUAUUCCCGGUGUCGAAAUUAGUACAAUUUUUCACUCAAGAGGGGAUUCUUCGGGGGCAGAAGAACCCGUUCACAUCCUCGCAUACUACAGUAGCUGCGGGCCCACAAAAGCCGCACUAUUGGAAAAAUUCUUAGGCGAUAUUCAAGAGGGUAGGUUCCUCCGUGCGAAGAACAUCGUAGCUAAGCUCCACAAGCUCAAAUUGCCCGUUAAAUGGGAGACCGUUUCAAAGAUUGCAGGCAAAGGGGUCGCCCCCGGAAGGCUUCAUAUUGCUCGUGCUCUUUUAGAAGCAGGGCAUGUUGAGAAUCUGAAGCAGGCUUUCAGUCGGUACCUUCAUGAUGGCGGGCCCGCAUACUCCACGGGAAGUGAGCCUGUGGCAGAGGAAGCGGUUAAGUUAAUACGAGAAACGGGUGGAGUUGCUGUGCUGGCACAUCCGUGGGCAUUGAAAAAUCCGGCUCUUAUAAUAAGACGACUUAAAGAUGCGGGCCUACAUGGUUUAGAGGCUUAUAGAAGCGAUGGCAAGCUAUCGGUAUACAGUGAUUUGGCAGAUGCGCACGAUCUUUUAAAGCUGGGAGGAUCGGAUUAUCAUGGGAGAGGGGGCCCACACGAGUCCGAUUUAGGGAGCGCGAGUGUUCCGGUAACUAUGGUGCACGAAUUCCUGAAGAUGGCUCGACCAAUUUGGAGAAAUGCCAUUCUUGAAAUCCUCGAAAACUACAUCAAAGAUCCUUCGGACUCGAAUUUGCAACACAUUAUCAAAUUCGGAAGGACAAAAGCUGCGAAAACGAAUUUGCCCAUCUGCAAUGCGAAUGAAUUGAUCAACAAUUGUCUGUCAUCGUGGUUGUCGAAAGAAGAAAGAGAAAAUGCUGAAUUCGAGACCAUCAAGUCAACCAUGGGAGAUUUGGUUGUUCAUGCAGAAAGUAUUUAGGUAUUUUUUGUUUUCUUUUUUCUUUCUUUUUUCUAUUCCUUCCCUUCCAUACAUCGAAAAGGUGACGAGAAAUAUCAAUUUUGUCGAUUUAUUUUUCGAGGCAAUUUUGAUUGUCCACAGAAAAAAAAAAUUAUUUCUUUAUUUCAGAUCAUCUUUGUAAUGUUACAGUUUUGAAAAUUUUCCUAAUUUAUCACUUUGGUGUAUGUUA